AUGAGUACAAGACGUUAUCUUCCGCAAAUUCCUUCGCAAUCAACAGCAACGUUAACAAAUGAUUAUUCUCAAUUAGGAUCUCAUUCAGCUAUUGAAGAUUUAUUUCAAAUAUUUGAAAAUAAUGCAGAUUUUAUUACAAGAGGAAAACGUUUAUUAAAUAAAAAACGAAAAUUAGAACAAUUACGAGCACAACUUAAUUUACCAGAAGAUUUAACUAAUGAAGAUACAGUCAAAUUAUUACAAUUAAGAGAACGUCUUAAAGCAAAACGAAGACUUCCUAAUGUUUUUCCCGAGCCAGAAAAGCCAUCUAUGAAUAAAGACCUAACAACAACAAUUAAUAGAAAAUCAUCAACUAGUAUGCCUGAUCUUACUCCAACACCAUUAGCUGAUACAACAAAUCAAUCAUCGUUAUUUGAUCUAAAUGCUUCAUUAAAUAGUUCUGUCUAUCGAAAACGACGGCGAAAAUUACUUUUUCGAGUAAAUAAUGAUUAUUUAUCUUGGUGGAAAUUUAAUAUUCCUCAUAUUAUGUUACAGUUUCCUUUAAGUUUAGUGAAACAAGUCGGACCUGAAUUUGUUAUACAAUCUGAUAGUAAAGCUGAAAAAAUCACUGUCCCUAGUCGAAAUCCAUUUGAAUGUAUUUGUCAAGUUGUUAUUCUUCUUCCUAAUAAUAAUCGUGUACAACUUUCUUGUAAAUCAAAUGCUACUGUGCGAAUUAUCUAUGAAACUAUUGUAACUUAUGCUGAUUUAAUUGAACAUGAUCUCUUUGGUCUUACUAUUCUAAUCGAUGGUGAAUAUUUUUUUCCUGCAAUGGAUCUUAAAAUAUCGAAAUUAAUAAAUGAUUCGAAAUGGAAAACUGGUCAAACUACAUUUGUUAUGCAAUUAAAAAUAAAAUAUUUUGUUAAUGAUAUUGCUUUACUUAGACAUUUUCUUACACAACAUUUUUUUUAUUUACAAUUUCGACAAAUGAUUCUUGCUGAUACAUUUCAAACAACAAGUGAACAAAAAUUAUCAUUUGCAACAUUAGCUUAUCAAGCUGAAUAUGGGGAUUCAAUUGAUAAUGAAAAAUUAUCAACUGAUUUUAUCGUCGAACAUUAUGCAUCAAAUGAGUUAAUUAAUCAGUAUGGCAUUCCAAAUUUACGACAAGAAAUCAUUAAAAGACAACAUUUUUAUGCUGAAUUAAAUGAUGUACAAGCUGAACAAUUGUUUAUAGAAAAUGUGAUGAAAUUAGAAAAUUAUGGUUAUCAUAUGUAUAAAUUAUACAAAGAUUUAAAACGUGAUGAUACAUAUCUUGUUGGUAUACGUUUACGAGAUAUAUCAAUUUGGCAAUUAAAAAAUCGACAACGACAAACAAAAUUAACUUAUGCUUGGGAUCAAAUUGAACGAAUAGCUUAUGAUAAAAAAUCAUUUUCUAUUAUACUUAAACGUCAAAUAAAUGAAGGAAAAAUUAAAUAUUUAACUAAUAAUAGUAAAAAAGGAAAACAUUUAUUUAAUUUAUGCUAUGAUACAUAUACGUAUACAAAAUCACUUCUUCUUCGUCAUAAUAGUCGAUAUAGCUUAUUAAAUGAACCGAUUGGUGAAAUUGACUUUGUUCGUAAUGGUUCCGAUACCGAAAGUGUUGAUCUGAAUCCUGAUCAAAGUCGAUCACAAUCACAUGAAAAUUUAAGUACAUUAGGAAAAAAUACAACAACUAAUUCACCUUCUAUUGUUGUUUAUGAAGUUGAUUUAUAUAAAGAUAGUAAUAAUAGUUUCGGCAUGUCACUUAUGGGCGAUUUAGCAUCUGGAAUUUUUAUUAAAUCAAUUCAGCCAACUGAUGGAAGUGCUGCACGAUCAGGAAAAAUUCAAACAGGUGAUCGACUUUUAUCAUAUAAUGGAAAAAGUAUUAAUGGUAUGACUAUACAAGAAGUAGCUGAGGCUCUUAGUCUAUCACCAAAUCCUUGUCGAUUAAAAUUAUCAAGGCAUGAAGUUCCAACAUUAAAUCGACGAAAUUAUUUACAACGGCCAAUGAGUGUUGAUGCUGAUUCUUUUCUGCAACAAAAAAAGCAGAAUAAAAAUCCAUCAAAUACUACAGAGACAACAUGGUCACAUGAGAAUUUUUCUAAUGUUUUACCAUCAAAACGUGUUCUAUCGAAUGAAAGUAUUCUUACACAAGCAUCUGAUCUUUCAACUACACAUGAUAUAAAAAGUGCUGUAUUUCCUGUAACUAUUGAUAAAUCGGGUCAUAAUAGUCUUGGUUUUCUUGUUGUUGGUGGUCUUGAUUCAGAAAUUGAAGAUCAUGGAAUUUAUGUUAAGAGUAUAACAUCGGGUGGUGCUGCUGCAAGAUCAAAAUUAUUAAUAGAAGGUGAUAAAAUUCUUGAAGUAAAUGGUGCAUCAUUAGCACGUGUAACCCACUCGGAAGCUGUUGAAUUAUUUCGUCGAGCAAUAGGACCUAAAUGUCAUUUGCUUGUUCAACGUCUUAUUUUUCCAAGUAAUUUACGUUCAUCAUCGAUAAAUAAAAUUUAUCCAUUUGUUCAUUCAGAGAACACAUUUGAAGUUUAUCUAAAUCGUGGUCCUAAUGGUUUAGGUCUUAGUUUAUCAGGUGGAGCAGCUGAAAAUAAGCCUGUUGAAAUGAUUGAUAUUUAUCCAAAUCAACCAGCUGCUUUAUCAGGCCAAUUAAAUAUUGGUGAUAUUGUUUUAUCCAUUAAUGAUGUUCUUAUGCAUAAUCGAAAUGUUCGAGAUGUACCAUCGAUAAUUGCUGAAUCACCAGACAAUGUUAAGCUUGUUGUUUGUCGACCCGAUCGUCGAGAAUAUCAAGCUUAUUUGGAUCGUCAAAUGAAUAGUUUUAAUCAGUCAAGUCGACCAACUAGAUCUGGGUCUAUAAAUAAUGAACAAACUCGGUCUUCAAAUGAUCCACUUCGUGAUUUACCACCAAAAUCACCUGGUAGUAGACGUGUUAUGUCAAAAGUACCACCAAAAGUUAAACGUGGUGAGGUUUUUGCUGUGAUAAUGAACAAAGAAAAAGAUAGUGGUUUUGGUUUUACACUAUCAGCAGGUUCAACAUCGAUUGGAUAUCCACAUAUCCGAUCGGUAUUACGUGAACCUGCUCUAUCAGCUGGAUUAAAACAUUGGGAUCGUAUUUUAGCAAUAAAUGAUUCAGAUUGUCAAACAAUAACACAUCGUGAUCUUGUUGCACGUCUUCGUUAUGCACCAACAGGCCCUGUACAUUUUAUUAUUUAUCGACCACGUAUUGAUGAAAUUGUACAUGCAAAAGAAAAAAGUCGACAAUUACAAAAUACAUCAUAUGGAUCAAUAAGUGUUGGCCAAUAUGAAAAAAUAGAAAUAUCAUUGCCUAAAUCUCCUCAGGGAACAUACGGUAUUGGACUUAGUCAAAUUGAUCCUCAACAACCACUUGGUGGUAUAUUUAUAUGUGCUCUUCAACCAAAUGGAAUCGCUGAAAAAGAUGAACGUUUGAAAAUUGAUGAUCGAUUAUUAUAUGUUAAUGAUCGUAAUACUGAUCAAAUGACUUAUCGUGAAGUUGUCGAAGCAUUAAAAGCAUCAACAAAGAAAGGCGUUAAGUUGGUAAUUGCUAGACCAAUAACAGAUUCUUCGACAUCGAAUAAACCAAAUAUUAUUUCGAAUAAAGAAAUUUCAACGACACAUGAGGAAGCCUCAAUACCUACAUCAACACCACCAUUUAUUGCUUCAUCAGUUAUGGAAAAAUUGAUACCACGUGAAAAACCAAAAUUACUUCCUUUAAUAACUCCUGAAAAACCACAAGCAGUUGCUGCUACUACUCCUGUAUCACCUGAUUUUAUUGACAUAUCGACAUCAUCGUCAUCUUCAACGGGAGCUGUUGUGGCUUCUGCUGCUGCGCCACCAUCUUUACCACCAGGUUCUGCAUUACAAGCUCUUAUUGGUAAAAAAAUCAAACCAUUACCAUCAACUAGUUUCGAAACAAUGACAAAUAAAAAUCAAUCACAUAAUGAUAAGAAAAAAGAUUCUCCCGUUUCAAAUACAGAUAUUGAUGAAGAUACAAGCGAUAUAAAAACACCGUUAAUAAGUCCUCAAUCACCUACAGCACCGUUGCCAACAGUUCUUGAAUUAAAAGUACCACCGACAAAUUCAAAAUCAUUAUCAACAUCUCAAGCAAAUGAAAUUGCUAAACAAAAACAAUAUUAUCAAGUAACUGCAUCAAAUGAAACUUUAAUACUAAAUGCUGGUAUUACUGAAAAGAUUGAAAAUUUAACUAUGCAAUUAAUUGAUAAAAUUAGCACACCAGCUAUAACAAUGGAUACAACAACAUUAAUGGAUGAAUGUCGUGAAAUCGAGAUGAAAAUUGAUUCUGAUGAAUAUUUAGAAGAAUUUCGAGCAUUAAAAACUAUCAAUGAACAUGAACCAAUUGAAUUAACUUCUAUAGCAAUGCAACCUGGAAAUAAAACAUUAAACCGUUUUCAAAAUAUAGUUCCAUAUGAUUUUAAUCGUGUUAUACUUUCAACAAAACCAGAUUAUAUUAAUGCAAGUCAUAUAGCAAUACCAUUUGGAGAUAAAUCAAUGAAAUAUAUAAUUUGUCCACCGCCAGUACCUGAGAGUAUCAAUGAUUUUUGGCAAAUGAUUGCCGAACGACGUAUUCAAUCUAUAAUUGGAAUAUUUAAUGAACAAGAUUUAAAAAAAAUGAAAUGUCCUAUUUAUUGGCCAACAACUAUUAAAGCAACAAUGACACUUUCACCAUUCUUAUCUGUAACACUAAUAAAACAUCGUCAAUUCGAUGGUGGUAUUGAUAUAAAAGAAUUUCAUAUUCGUAUAAGUGAACAAUCACAUCAAAAACAUGAACAUUCAGUUAUGUUUUUAACAUAUACUAAUUGGCCUAUGGAUGACAAUAUUCCACAUGAUACACAAUCAUUUCUUAAUCUUAUAUAUUUAGCACAUUCAUAUCAAACAAGUGAUACACCAUUAUUGAUUCAUUGUAAUACAGGUGUUGGACGAACAGGAUGUGCAUUAUUAAUAAGUUUACUUUUAAUUAAAAUAAUACGUGGAAGAACAUUAGAUAUUUAUUCAAUGGCUAAAGAAUGUCGACAUCAACGUUGUGGUGUUAUUCAAACUGAACAACAAUAUCGAUUUAUUUAUGAUUGUGCACGUGAUGUACUUAAUAUGGCUAUUGAACGUUCAAUCAUGCAGAAUGCAUAA
Molecule: messenger RNA, 5160 nt
Organism: Rotaria sp. Silwood2
Lineage: Eukaryota; Metazoa; Rotifera; Eurotatoria; Philodinida; Philodinidae
Source: the annotation of a GenBank genome assembly